This is a messenger RNA of Pogonomyrmex barbatus (red harvester ant), 738 nucleotides long. RefSeq names its product succinate dehydrogenase cytochrome b560 subunit, mitochondrial. Gene Ontology annotation, molecular function: electron transfer activity. NCBI's taxonomy places the organism in Eukaryota, Metazoa, Arthropoda, Insecta, Hymenoptera, Formicidae. Gene Ontology annotation, cellular component: respiratory chain complex II (succinate dehydrogenase); membrane. Gene Ontology annotation, biological process: mitochondrial electron transport, succinate to ubiquinone; tricarboxylic acid cycle. The record is from RefSeq and is a predicted model, not a curated record.
AACUUGAUACUUGAAGCUAACGGUAUUCUGUUAUCAUCCGUCGAAAAUACAGUAUAUUUACUGCUAACGUCAACAAAAAUGGCGCUUCUAUAUACGAGACUUCUCUGCCGACGUAAUGUUGAUUUUCGACAUUUUCGAAACAUAUACACCUGUAGCUCUCUCAGCACCACGGUGUCGAAACCAUUGCUUUCACACACAACAUGUGAGUCCUAUGAUGAAAAAAAUAUGCGUCUGAAGAGACCAUUAUCACCACAUUUGACCAUCUAUGAAUAUCAGUUAACAGCGGUGCUCUCAAUAACACAUCGCACUACUGGUAUUAUAUUAGCCAGUUAUGCGAUGUUCCUUGGGUUAGGCACAUUGUUUAUACCAGGUGGUAUCCCCUGUUUCAUAGAAACUAUGAAUAAUUUAUGUUUACCCAUGCCUGUAUUAUUUGCUGGCAAAACCCUACUUGCUCUGCCUGCUACUUUUCAUAUAUUUGCUGGAAUGCGUCAUCUUACUUGGGAUUCUGGAAUGUUUCUAUCAAUUAAGGAAGUGUAUCUCACUGGAUAUGCCGUAACUGCAUUAUCAGUGAUUUCCGCACUUGUUCUUGCGACAAUGUAAAUGCAUUAUACAUCCAUCAGGAAAUGAUUCUUCUUUCAAAUUAGUUGUAUUAUCAGAUUAUAUUAUGUUUACAUUGAUAUUGUCUUAUGUACUGAAUUAUUGUAUUGAUUACAGAAUAAAAUAAUUUAUUAAAAUUAA